UCUUGGAAGGGGUUUUUUGUCUACACAAUCCAGCAACUUUCUAGCGCCCAGGGAAGGAUUCCUUUUCUUCCUCCCUUUACAAAGUUUUGUUCUUUCCUUUGAAUUGCUGGCCAGUGAUUUUCCUUAGCUUUUGCUCUGCCUGAUAUUAAAUACUUUAAAUUCCGGAGCUUAGAGAAGAACUCCCUGUGCAGACGAAAGUGGGGCAAGCUUGCAGAAAACCCCGCGAGUGCCCGGAUGUCUAUCAGAAUUCAUGUAAUCCCAAACUAAACUAGAGGCUUAGUUUAGGAAACUGGAGUCUCUGGGAACAGGUAGGAAAGUGCCUUUUUUUUUUUUUAAGUGAAUUUCGUGCAUAAGGGAGCUAGAAAGCCAACGUCCACUGACUCAGCCUCAACAAAUGCUGAAGGAAAUUUUGGCUGGAGGGGCAGCCAGAUGAAAGGGUUGAUGGACUGCAGACUUUUUUCUUUAUCAACUUAAUUAUGGCUUCCCCGUCAAGCUUGUUUAAUGAAGAUAGAAACUUACUUCGAAUUAGAGAGAAGGAGAGACGCAACCAGGAGGUUCACCAAGAGAAAAAGUUCUUCCCUGUGAAUACACCUCUCUUUGGAGAGCCCUACAAGACUAGCAAAGGAGAUGAGUUGUCCAGUAGAAUUCAAAAUACAUUGGGUAAUUAUGAAGAAGUCAAGGAGCUGAUCAGUACCAAAAACCAGAAUCUCUUUGGUAUCCCCGAAGAAAGUAGCCUCUCUUUAACCUCUCAAGGAAAAUCUAGGUGUUCUUUCUAUCCCGAGAAGACUGGUAGUAUCACACAUCCGCCAUUCUUCAGUAGUGUCCAUCACCAAGUUACUAAUUCUGCUUCUGGUCCUUCUAUUUAUAUCCCUACUCACUGUCCAAAAGCCACACAGGCAAGAAUGGAACCAGCCAUGAGCUUACAUGCCAGAAGUGACAGCAUAUCUAGCAACCAGCACCAAGGGAAAUAUUACAAUGGUCAGGAUCGUCAUCAUAGGAGUCAGAACAAAAAAGAUGAGCUCCUCCGGCCUGAUGGCACAUCUUGUGUUGAGCUUUCAGACUCAGCCCUGGAGAUGGAUAAUUCUCUCUUGUCAUCUACUUUGUCUUCUUCAGUUGCACCAUUGGCAUCCCACCAUUCCAACCAACCAACUGGAUCCAGGAUGCUGGGAAGCAGCAAGGGGAGCAGUAAGGGCUGUGCCCAAGCUAAAUCUCCCUCGCACCUAGCACUAGAGCCCAAAGAAGAAGAGACACCACAAUACAGUUUGGCUCCAGUCACCGGCUUAGGGAUGGUCAACUCCCAGCCUUCUUCUCAAUCGUUUCCCCCUCCCUCCCUGCCCUCAAAAACCACAGCGAUGCAGCAGAAGCCUACGGCAUAUGUUCGGCCCAUGGAUGGUCAGGAUCAGGCGCCCAGUGAGUCACCUGAACUGAAACCACUGCCUGACGACUACCAUGGACAUUCCUAUGAGAAAAUACCAGAUUUCAAAGUGACUGCCAAAGCCAAACUUUCUAAGUUGAAAAUGCCUCCACAGUCCACCGAGCAGGCUUUCCCAAAUGAAGUACACUGUGUUGAAGAAAUUUUGAAGGAAAUGACCCAUUCAUGGCCUCCACCCUUAACAGCAAUCCAUACACCCAAUACAGCUGAAUCUUCAAAAUUCCCUUUCCCAACAAAGGAAUUUCAGCACCUUGAAUCUGUAUUACAGAACCACAAACAGCAUGGUUCAUCUUCAAAACCCUGCUCUAAUUCUCAGCAAGGAACAUCGAUGUUAGAAGAUGACCUUCAGAUCAGUGACAGUGACGACAGUGGUGAUGAGCAAGUCUCUGAAAAGCCCCCUCCUUCAUCUGCUCCUGCAAGCGUUCCACAAUCCCUUGCAGACAGUGUGGUUUCGGCACAUUCCAGCAAUACAGAGUCAGAGAGCACCAGUGACUCUGACAGCUCCUCAGACUCUGAGAGUGAGAGCAGUUCCAGUGGGAGUGAGGAGAAUGAGCCUCUAGAACCCGUGCCUGCUGAGCCUGACCCACCUAUAGCAAAUAAAUGGCAACUGGACAACUGGCUCACCAAAGUGACUCAACCCACUGUAUCAUCAGAGAGCCUCAGUGAAACAGGACUCCAGCAUCACCACCAGGAGGCCAAGGGAAAAGGCAGCAGUAGCACCAGUGGUCAUGAGCAUUCUGUCUCCAGUAGUGAUCCCCAUCCCUCUAAUUCUAGUCACCCAUCCAGAACUGCUUCUGAAGCUACCCAUCCUAGCAAGAGAAACUACCCAAAGUCUGGUAUUCAGCAAGGCAUUGAUGGUUCCCCACACUGGCAGACAGUUGGUUCAAAACAACCCAAAAAGCCUAUGAAAGCAUCAAUUCAGGACAAUUUUCAGGGUGACUUGAGGGUGGAAAGUGAGCCAAUCCUUCCACAUGGGUCAAAAGACCAAUCUUCCAAAGAUAAACCUAAAGUCAAAACGAAAGGGAGGCCUCGGUCUUGUGGAGACAGGCAAGAAAAGUGCAAGUCUCUCUCAGUGCCCUGUGAAAAGAAGCACAAAAAUUCUCACUCAGUGCCUACGAAAACACUCUUGGACCCUGAAUCCACCAAGAACAAUACGGACGAGCAGAGUCUGGAACAUUUCCCUGCCAGCUCUCUGAUUCAGAACCAGGGCGUCCCCCACAGCAGCAGCAGCAGCAACAACAGCAGGAGUGGAGGUUACAAAUCAUCUCUGAUGGUUCAGGAGGAACUUGUUGGGAAUAAAGUCCUAUUGCCUUCCAGAGAAACAAAGUCACUCAGGGAUACCCCACUCCUGCAAAGCCUCGUGGUGAAAAUAGACCUCGCCUUACUCUCCCAAGUCCCCAAGCCAUCUGGGAAGGGGUCCCAGCCAAAGAAAAUGGAACACAAACUACUCAUGGGGAAUAAGCAGGAGUCAGAGAGUAGAAAUACAGAGAAAGCAAAUAAAUCGAUUACAAAAAGAAAGGGAGAUGCAGAAAGAGACCUUGAUAGCAAGAAAAUCAAACUGGAGAAAGAUGCCAAAUUCUGGACAUCAUCUUCUGCUCACAAAGACUCUAAUAAAACUAGAUUGUCGAAGUCCUCCUCAGACUUCCUGAAAAAGGAACUACCACCACCACCACCAUCUGCAUCUCCUUCCCACAAGGCAGCCAAGAAUGUACAUAAAAGACCAAGGAAUGAAAGCUACUCCUCUGUUCAGGGGCACUCCAAAAGUACUAGCACCACUAAAGAUAGCCAUAAAGAUUCCUCUUCUUCCAAACAUAAGAAAAUGGAAGGAAAGUCUUCUGGAAAUUCUACCUGUAAUAAAGCAUCUCCAGGUGAUCUGUUUCCUGUGCCUUCUUUGCCAAAUGGUAACUCCAAGCUGAUGAAGCAUCAAGUCAAGUUUGAAAAACAAGCUGCUGAUUUUCAUAUGAAAGAAGCCAAAAGAUUGAAGCAAAAGGCAGAGUCAAUGUCAGACAAGGUUGGGAAAGCAUUUAAGUACUUGGAUGCUGUCUUAUCCUACAUUGAAUGUGGAAUUGCUUUAGAGUCUGAAACUCCAACACCCAAGUCAGUUUACUCCACGUUUUCAGAGACUGUAGAUUUCAUUAAAUUCAUACUGACAUUAAAAUACUUUCCAGAUUCCCCAACACAAGAAAAAAUUUUCAUUGUUUUAUGUUUGCGUUGUCAAUCCAUUCUUUACAUGGCAAUGUUUCGUUGUAAGAAAGACACUGCAAUAAAGUAUUCUCGGACCCUUAAUGAACAUUUUAAGAGUUCAUCCAGAUUAAUUCAGGCAGCUUCUUCAGGUGGCUCAAGAAAUACAAGCACACCAUCGCCUCUGUCUCCCAUGACUUCUGCAAGCUCUGGAUUUGUCCAACCAGGAUCCAGUGCUAGUAGUACAGGGAAUGGUGGCGUCAGCUCAACUGUCAGCACCCCCAUCGUCAUCCAAAACAUGACGUCUUCCUAUGUCACCAUCACUUCCCAUAUCCUUAAUGCAUAUGAUCUUUGGGAACAGGCUGAUAUGCUGGCAAGGAAGAACACAGAGUUCUUCACGGAGCUCAGCACCAGUGUGUGCACCCUGGCUUUGAACAGCAGUCUGAUGGAGCUGGUACUCUACACCAGACAAGCCUUACAGCAGCUGCGUCAGGUGGCGAAAAUGCUCUGACCAGUGCCCGGUCGUGGACCAUCUUGCUGCACUUUGGAAGCCUCAGAGAGAGACUGAUCCGGAGCUGCUUUGGGUUCCUCAACUCAAAAACAGAAAUAUAAUAGAAUGGGAGGGAACGUGGCCCCACUUCCAAAUCCCAAAACUGUGCCCAUAUCCUUUGCGCGGGGCCAUCGGAGUAUAUUAAAGAAGGAGCCACAGCGUUGGUGAUUUUCUUAACCAAAGGACAGAAGUGCAAUGUGUAGCCUUCAGCUGGUUGUGUGUCAGUGGUCUGUAAACAUUUCUCUGACUUUAUAACAAGCAAGAAAAAAAUUACAAUUUGAAAACAAGACUCAGAAGAAGCAAUUCUAGCUUUGAAAAUAGAAUCAUAUCAUCUCAAAAGCUUCCAUAACCCAUUCUGCUACUUGUAACACAAAGAAUUUUUUCCAUGUUUUCUUUUUUUAAUGGUUUUUGGUAUAGUGUUUGGGAUGUCAUAUGUCCCUUUCUUUUUAAAUUUAAUUUAUUUUUUUAAUUGUGAAGAGCAGAGGGGAGAUAUUGGUUCCAAUUGCUUUACAUUGGAAUAGCUUGUGAAAGAUUCUAGGGGAUUAGUGUUUACCCUAUGAAUUAUGGCUUUGAUAAAAUCAAGCAUUUUAGGAGUUCACACACAUUUAGUCAUCAUCUCCUGAACUGCAAGUUCACUUCGUAAAUAUUAUUCCUUUGGUUUCUCCAUUCCUUAGAGACAACCAAAGGGAGUUACUCUGAGUCAAGGGCUGUAGAAAAGAAUAGAGACUGAGUUUCUUAAGGUACAUCUUGAUAUCUCCAUUACCUAUAAGAGUAACUAGUCCACAGUAACUCUAUUCUGCAUUUCCCAUCUUGGUGAAAAGGGAACCAGCAUUUUUUUCUGCCAGUGCAGCUUAUGGGUUAUUCUUUCAAAUAGAAGGCUAUUUUACUAUAGAGAAAGAUAACACCUGCCCAGAAAAUCAAAACUAUCAAGGAAAAAUGAAAUUUAUUUUUUAAUAGCAUUGUUUUGGUCACAGAUAAUUUUAUUAUAUAGAUACCUUCAUAUUAGACAGUUUUUUUUUUCUAGAGGAAAAUUACUUUCAAGUAGCUCAGGGGCAACUUCUUUCCUAUUUCUUGUCUUCCUGAUAGGAUACAAAAUCAUUGAGAGGGGGGGAAUUCUUACUUUGUAACAAAUUUUCCUCCAUAUCUUAGCUAUGUGGCCACUUGAGUUGAUCAGAAUUGAUUACACUAAUAUAAUUUAAUGUUUCAUCCCCACCUACCCACCCACCCAAUUCCUUGCCAUAAUGAUACACAUCUGUUGAUUUUUAAAACCUUAGAAUGCACAGACUUGGGCAAAGUCCUCAUAUUGUUGAACAAGCAUAGCUUGUAUCAAAAUUGAUUUUUCUGUUUCCUACCAUACAUCAACAAACUGAAAUACUUUUUUAACUACAAUGUAUUUAGAAGCUAAUCAUUGCCCAGCAACAUUUCCCUCUUUUGCCUUCUCUGAUUUCACCCCGUACCAUAUCUCCUAUGUCCUACAUGAAUUUUUUAAUUUUCUUCUUGAUUUCCGUUGAAGUUAAUGAGCCCCCAAAUCACCAACAGAUACUAAAAGCAUCCUGGAUAAUUGGUUGCAUAGGCUGCAAAUGUUAGAGACAACCAAAGGCAAAUUUCCAUAUGUGACCAUAUCCUUUCAGAAUGCCCCAAUUCUAUUCUUUCUCCUAUUUUCUUGAGUUAAAAUUCCCAGAAGGGAAAAAAGCGUGUCAGAGUAUCCCAGCUUCAGGAAUAAGUUAUAUAUUUUGGGGCAAAACCAAAUCAAAACUCAAUCCAUUGCUAAAUAAGCAAUAAUUCUCGUGUCAGGUUAGUACGUUUGUCCCAUCGAGUGUAUUCCCUCUUUUCACGUGUCAUGAGGAGCAGCGGCACAUCUUGCUGGCCCUGUGGGAUCAUCUGGAUCUACCCUGCCUCCAGGAGGCAAAGGAGAAAAAUAGAGCUUUAGAGGUUUGUUCUUCCUAACUGGUUCUGAUCUAUGCACAUUGGGUCAAGGGGUGGGAGCUCUUAGGGAGCUCCUUUUAGAAGUCAUUUACUUUACAGGGUGUGAAGGAGCUGGUUUGAUUCUUUUUUCAGUGGCCUUGCACUUUUAGGGGGGUGGGAGGGUUUUUUUAUGUUGAAAAUUCAGUUGUUCUUUGGAAGGAUGAUAAAUUUGCAUAGUUCUAUGUGCACAGUUGUGAGCAUUGUAUGAGUCAGGUUCUUAUUGCAACAUGCACUGCACCUAUGAUAUGAUUCCUCAUGGAUACCUUUUUAUUUAGUAUAUAAAUAGAGUGGCUGCUGAAUCCUCUUCAUUAAUAUUCAUGAAGUCUUUUGCUGUUACCAUUGUAUAUAGGAAUUUAAAGGAUGAUUUAAAAAUCAGAUGCACUUUUUUCAUUGCAUGCUUUAAAUCCCAAAGGCAAAAUUUAUUAAGCAGACAAUUAAAAGACUAGUUUAUAAAAGUAAACCUUUCAAUUAUGUGAAAUUCUCAUACACAUAAGAAGCAAGCAGUAGACUCUUGACAGUGAGAUAGAUUUUUAAGAGUUUUCCAAGAGAAAAAGAAAACACAGUAAAAAAUCUUUUCCUUUGGUACUUUAGUUUUGCCGGUAUAUCUUUGUUACUCGUUUUUCUUUUUGUCAGAAGAAGGAGGAAUAUUUUACUUGGAAAAGGAACUUUUUAUUUUUCUGCCCUUCUAGAGAUAAUUUAAAAUGUGAAUGAGUUUGAUACUUUAACUUAAGAAACCUGUUCAACAACAAAAUCUACUUUAUAAAAUAUAUACCCAGUUCUACUGGAAAGAUUAUAAUCUGGGGUGGAAAUUUUUAUAUAUACACACAUGUGUCCCCAGGACUCGAAAUGAGCAAGAGAGUAGGGAGCCAUGGGGACUGAAUAAGUAAGCAUUUGAUUACAUUUUUACAAUCAUUGGUUUGUUUAGAUUUUUUUUUUUGCCCCCAUGAUAUUCAGCCUGGACAAUGGUUGGUAUUAGGAGUGGAAAUAUGUUAAUUUUGCUGAUCUUUGAAAUCUUGUAAUGUUUAAUCAGUUUUUCUCAUACAUAGGAACAUAAUUCCAGGCCCCCUCUAGGGCAUGGAUGUCAAACUGACAGCUUGAAACUGAUUAAAAUACAAUUGGGAAAUGUUUUCUUGAGAAUGAUAAUGUUCAUUUGUGAUUUUCUAGGGAAAUAGUGACCAGCAGGGAUGUUUCUUUUUGAGUUUCAUGCCACUGCUCUGUGGUAUUUAGUGAUUUCAUAUAGGUUUCCUAUUCACCAAUAUGCAUUUAUUAUUAUGAUUAAAUGUUAAUUUAAAAAAAUAAAUCAGAUCAUUUUCCCCCUAAAGAAUGAAGAAAGGUUAUAUCUCUGACAGAUAAGGCUAUGUGUCAGGGGAAAAGUGGGUCCAAUGAAAUUGGCCUGAUUUUUAUAAUGAAGGGUUUUCCUUAAGAGUUCGUUUUUGUUUUUGUGUUUGUCUUUUUUUUUCCUGAGAAUUUCCCCCACUUAGUGGAUAUAUUUAUUGAGCCUUUAUUGACCAAACAAUUUUAAAAUAGUAUAUUAUUUAUUUUAAGUUUGUGUACUUUGGGACCUCUCUCCAUAAAUCCAAUAUUUCUGUAAGUCUAGGCAUUAAUAAAUAUAAGUUGAAAUCUUAGGUUAAUGAGAGUAAAUAUAAAUCUUGAUGUUCUGUUUUCACUUUUCCUCCCUUUCUCCUCUUCUCAGAAAGUUCCUUAUUCCAGACACUACAUGACCUCCUUGGAAAAGUUUGCCUUAUUAUCUAUCAUACUAUUAAAAGCCUCUUCCACUUUAUAUUAGCAAUAUUUAGAGCCUUGCAAGAAUAACUAUUUCUUUUGUUUAAUCAUUAGUUUUCUUAUUGGGAAAUAAAAUCAUCUGGAAAAGAAUUACACAACAAUUUAGAUUGUGGUAUAAGGCUCUGUCCCAGUGUAAGUAUUUCUUCCUCCAAGUGAUUUUCCUCUGAUUCUCCCUAACAUGUUACUUCCUUUUGCUCUUCCCUUUAUUGUAGGUGGAAGUUGAAAGUUCCUUCCCUACCCCGAGUUGUGUUUUUGAUUAGUUUUGUAGGAGUGGGGUGAGUAGAAUGGGAAUGGGACAUUUGGUAGUUGAUCUCCGAAAGCUUCCAGUGGCUUUUUGGUCACCACGCCACAAACACACAAACCAUUGUAAGAGUACUUUCUCUUUGUUGUAUUUAUCAAUGAAUUUUUUACACUGGCAACAUUUUUAGUUUCUUUAUAACUAGAAGACAGGCACUGCCUAUCACUUUUCUAAAAAUGUAUUCUUGCAAUACUGGUGGUUUCUCUUGGGUCUCCACAGGGAAUUUUGCCCCAUUGUGAGCUGUCAACAGGUAAUUAAUUAGUCAUACUGAGAAAUGUCUAUACAAGGGAACUGAAAAGUAUUGGUUUUAGUUCCCUUCUCUUUGAGCAUGGGGGUGGAGGGAUGGGAGGGAGCAAGACUUCACACAACUGCUAUUUAAGCCACAUUUGUUAGAUUGCAGGCCUUUUAUGAUGAGGCCUGGUGGUGGCUGACCUAAACAAAUGAAAUUUAUUUUGCUUAAAAGUUUGCUUUUAAGUGAUAAACACAGGCAGUAUUAACUUUGCCAAUUGUCCAGGCCAUUAAGACGUAUUGAUUUAAAUUUUUAAAAAAUUAAUGCAUGUCCCCUUCAAUUAAGUACCUACUACCAAUAUUUUUUAUCUUUAUUUUUAAAAUUUUUUGAACAUGAUCAUGUUUUUGAUAUUUGAAGCAAGUUUGUCUUUAUUUAUUGUCAUUAUAUAUCAUGCUUUUUUGACAUCUUCUUUGGUUACCAUAGCAAUAAAUCAAAUAUUGGUAUUAUCCUAUGAAGAGGUUUAUUUUUAAAUGAAUUAAUUUCCAUUUGAUGAAUGGGUAAUCACUGGUCUCUUGAAAUAAUACAUAUUUUCAUUUAAUCUUUAUUGUCAAAAAAAGUGUCAGCAAUCUGUUCAGCAGUAAUGAUUUUGUAUGCAGAGUAUGUAUUUAUGUAGUGAUUUCAAGGGGGAGAUGUGCAAAGAAAAAUUAACAGAAAUCAAUGUACUUUAUUUUCUUUAGUGAUAAGAUUGCCUUCUAGAAUUUCUGUUCCUAUGAUUUAGCUGCCAUAUAUUGUCCUGCAAAGGGACACCAGAACUGUGAGGAAAUUUUAGUUUAUCUUUUAUGGAAGAAAAAGUUUGUGGAAGAGAAUUCCAAAGAUGGCAUGCCAUGUAUCUUUUGCUCAUAAUUGCAGUUUUCAGAAAUUUUGAAUUUACAUGUUAUUUUUAAAUUCUUUUUCUUUUUACAAGAGGAUUGUUAUAAAAUAAAAGUUUAGAAAAACACUUAA
This is a messenger RNA of Monodelphis domestica (gray short-tailed opossum), 9439 nucleotides long. It is a transcript of the gene AFF1, whose product is annotated as ALF transcription elongation factor 1. The record is from RefSeq and is a predicted model, not a curated record. Gene Ontology annotation, cellular component: super elongation complex; nucleus. NCBI's taxonomy places the organism in Eukaryota, Metazoa, Chordata, Mammalia, Didelphimorphia, Didelphidae. Gene Ontology annotation, biological process: regulation of gene expression.